Molecule: messenger RNA, 1132 nt
Organism: Amphimedon queenslandica
Lineage: Eukaryota; Metazoa; Porifera; Demospongiae; Haplosclerida; Niphatidae
Product: THO complex subunit 3-like
Exons: 11
Coding region: 8-1024 (338 amino acids)
Biological process (GO): mRNA export from nucleus
Cellular component (GO): THO complex part of transcription export complex
Molecular function (GO): protein binding
Source: RefSeq, a predicted model, not a curated record
UAAUUUUAUGGGCGUGGUUACACGUGGAGCCAUCAUGUCUUCUAAUAACAAGAAGUCAAACGGGAAAGAAGAUUCUUAUUCUGGUCUUUGUAGUCAUUUUGAGGCUAACAAGAGAAGCAAAGAAUACGUAGCUCACCAAUCUAAAGUCCAUUCUGUUGGUUGGUCCUGUGAUGGAUCACGCUUAGCGAGUGGUUCGUUUGAUAAAUCAGUUACGAUAUGGUCCCUGGAAUCUGACAGACUGGGAAGGGAUGGGAAUUACAAGGUUCACACGGGCAGUGUUGAUCAGUUGAGGUGGCAUCCAAGCAAGCCUGAAGUAUUAGUGACAGCUUCCGGUGAUAAAACAAUUCGUGUAUGGGACACUAGAGCUGGUAAACCUACGAGUACUGUAACUACUAAAGGAGAGAAUAUUAACAUUUGCUGGUCACCUGAUGGUCACACGAUUGCCGUAGGCAACAAGGAAGACCUACUGACAUUCAUUGACGCUAGGACACUGAAAACAAAGCAUGAAGAACUAUUUAAAUACGAAGUUAAUGAGAUUUCCUGGAACAGACCUGGCGACAAGUUUUUCUUAACGAACGGAAAUGGUUGUGUGGUAAUAUUGAGUUGGCCCGAGUUCAAGCACCUUCACACAAUAAAUGCUCACCCAGCUAACUGUAUAUGCAUCGAGUUUGAUAAAUCUGGAAAGUAUUAUGCAACAGGUAGUGCUGAUGCAUUGACAAGUCUUUGGGACGUCUCAGAAUUAGUGUGUCUAAGAACCUUCUCAAGACUAGAUUGGCCUGUCAGGACCCUUAGCUUCAGUCAUGAUAGUCAAAUGAUAGCGUCAGCUUCAGAGGAUCUCUUCAUUGACAUAGCUCAUGUACAAACGGGUCAGAAGGUCCACCAGAUCACAACCCAGGCUCCUACUUUCACUGUGGCCUGGCACCCAAAGAAACACCUGCUGGUCUAUGCUUGUGAUGACAAAGAUAAACAUGAUAGAGACACUGGAGGGAUUUGGCUCUUUGGGCUACCAAACACUACCUACUGAUGCAAUUUUUAAUGAUUUUUGUAACACCACGUGAUAACACGUGGUUUAAGUGUCCUAAAAUAUACGGAAAAUAAAGUUAUUGAAAAGUCUUAUUUAGGCUUUUUCUUU